UUGUUCCUGUCCCUCUGCUCCUUCUUACAGGAGAACCCGUUCAGAAACCGCAUCGUGGAAGUCUUCUCUGAGGACGGACAAGGCAACUUGAGCUUCAAUGACUUUGUAGACAUGUUCUCUGCUCUCUGCGAAACGGCUCCACGAGAACUGAAGACCAUAUACGCUUUUAAAAUCUAUGAUUUUAACGUGGAUAACUUCCUGUGUAAGGAGGAUCUGGAGAAGACGUUGAACCGGCUGACUAAAGGAGAGCUGACCCCUGAAGAGGUCAAUCUGGUCUGUAGCAAGGCCAUGGAGGAGGCUGACCUCGACGGGGACAGCAAGCUCUCCUUCUCGGACUUCGAGAACAUGAUCUCUAAAGCUCCAGACUUUCUAAG
Oncorhynchus gorbuscha (pink salmon) is the source of this 374-nucleotide messenger RNA. Its product is annotated as calcium and integrin-binding family member 2-like. NCBI's taxonomy places the organism in Eukaryota, Metazoa, Chordata, Actinopteri, Salmoniformes, Salmonidae. The transcript has 2 exons. The annotation marks the transcript as partial. The record is from RefSeq and is a predicted model, not a curated record. Gene Ontology annotation, molecular function: calcium ion binding.